GGCAGGGAUAUGAGCUGGAGGCGCGGGCAGUGAGAGAGAGCAGAGCAGCAGAGACAGAGCUGGAGAGGAGACUGCAGCAGGAGCUCAGGUUUAACCUCUGAUGUAUCAAGACGCUGAUCCAUCCCUUUGAACUAUUAGAGAGCAGGAGCUGGACUAUUUGUCCCAAUGCCGCCCCCAUCAGACAUUGUGAAGGUGGCGAUCGAAUGGCCAGGAGCUAAUGCCCAGCUGAUUGAAAUAGACCAGAAAAAGCCGCUGAUUGCAAUUAUCCGGGAAGUCUGUGAUGGGUGGUCCUUGCCGAAUCCAGAGCACUACACUCUACGCUACGCUGAUGGGACCCAGCUAUACAUCACAGAGAAGACUCGCAACGAGAUUAAAAAUGGAACCAUAUUGCGGCUGGCCAUCUCUCCCACUCGAGCAGCCCGGCAGUUGUUAGAGAGAAUCCAGUCUUCGGGCCUGGACUCGCGGCUCGACGCGUUGAAGGAACUGGCCAAACUCUCUGCUGACGCCACUUUUGCCACAGAGUUUAUCAACAUGGAAGGCAUUUUCAUCCUUACACUACUGGUGGAAAGUGGAACCAACAACUUACUGGAUAAAUUCAGUUUCGGUGAGAUGCUGGCCUUCACGCUGACCGCGUUCCUGGAGUUGAUGGACCAUGGGAUCGUCUCCUGGGAUAUGAUCUCCAUUGCCUUCAUCAAACAGAUUGCAAGUUAUGUCAACCAAACAACGGUGGAUGCCUCCAUCCUGCAGCGGUCCCUGGCUAUUCUUGAGAGCAUGGUGUUGAACAGCCAGAGUCUCUACAAGAAAGUGGCAGAGGAAAUCACUGUAGGACAGCUAAUUGCACAUCUACAGGUAUCAAACCAGGAAAUCCAGACGUAUGCCAUCGCGCUGAUCAAUGCUUUAUUCCUGAAAGCACCGGAGGACCGUAGGCAGGAGAUGUCCAAUAUCCUGGCACAGAAGCAACUACGGUCCAUAAUAUUAAAUCACAUUAUUCGAGGAAACCGUCCAAUCAAAACAGAAAUGGCCCAUCAACUGUACGUCCUUCAGGUUCUGACUUUUAACCUUCUGGAAGAGCGCAUGAUGACCAAGAUGGACCCUCAGGAUCAGGCUCAAAGGGAUAUCAUAUUUGAACUGCGGAGAGUUGCCUUUGAUGCUGAAUCUGACCCAAACAGCAGCAGCAGUCUGGAGAAGCGAAAAGCCAUGUACACUAGGGAUUAUAAAAUGCUGGGGUUUGUGAAUCAUGUCAAUCCAGCCAUGGAUUUUACCCAGACUCCUCCAGGAAUGCUAGCACUGGACAACAUGCUAUACCUGGCGAAGGUUCACCAGGACACCUACAUCAGGAUUGUCCUAGAGAACAGCAGUCGAGAAGAUAAACACGAAUGUCCUUUUGGACGCAGCAGCAUCGAGCUCACCAAAAUGUUGUGCGAGAUCCUGCAAGUCGGAGAGCUACCAGCUAAUGAGGGCUGCAAUGAGUACCAUCCCAUGUUCUUCACCCAUGACCGAGCUUUUGAGGAGUUUUUCUGUAUCUGCAUCCAGCUACUCAACAAGACGUGGAAGGAGAUGAGGGCGACAUCAGAAGACUUUAACAAGGUCAUGCAGGUGGUGCGUGAACAGAUAACAAGGUCCCUGAGCACUAAGCCAAAUUCCCUGGAUCAGUUCAAGAGCAAAGUCCGUUGCCUGAGUUACUCAGAGAUCCUGAGGCUGCGGCAGUCAGAGAGAAUGAGCCAGGAUGACUUCCAGUCACCACCGAUUGUUGAGCUGCGAGAGAAGAUUCAGCCCGAGGUGAUGGAGCUCAUCAAACAGCAGCGUCUGAACCGGCUAUGUGAGGGAACCAGUUUCCGUAAAAUCAGCAACCGCAGGCGGCAAGAUAAGUUCUGGUAUUGCCGGCUGUCUCUCAACCACAAGGUGUUGCACUAUGGAGAUCUGGAUGAGAAUCCACAGGGUGAGGUUGCCUUUGAGUCACUGCAGGAAAAAAUUCCUGUUGCAGAUAUCAAGGCCGUGGUAACUGGGAAAGAUUGUCCCCACAUGAGAGAAAAGAGCGCCCUAAAACAAAAUAAGGAAGUUCAAGAACUGGCCUUCUCCAUCCUUCAUGACCCUGAUGAGGCUCUGAACUUCAUUGCCCCAAACAAAUACGAGUACUGCAUCUGGACUGAUGGACUAAAUGCCUUGCUGGGAAAAGAGAUGACCAGUGACCUGACCAAGAAUGACCUGGAUACUCUGCUGAGUAUGGAAAUGAAACUGCGCCUGUUGGACCUGGAGAACAUCCAGAUCCCUGAGACACCUCCUCCCAUUCCCAAAGAACCCAGCAGCUAUGACUUUGUGUAUCAUUAUGGCUGAGCAGCAUGAUGACCAACACUUUGCAAGCACAAAAAACAAUUUAAAGAUUAAAAAAAACACAGCAACAUCCAGUGAGCAAAGAUAACACACUGCUCAACCAGCUGUUGAAGAAACAUGCCUCCAUUGAGUAAAGUGCUGUAAGUAGUGGAAAGGCAGAGUUGCAAGGCACAAAGGGCCGAGGUGAUUUGUUCUGGGGGGGGUUCUCGGGCAGACCUUGGGCCCUUUAGAAAUAAUUCUGUAUUUAAUAUUUUAGACAGGGUUUAAGAAUUUGGUGGAUAAUGUGAUUUGGUACAGUGAAGUUUGUAUGAUGGUUAAUAAUUUAUUAGUAUUCCAGUAGGCCAGCCUGCUUAUGGAGGUUUUUUCACUGUAUGCAAACAAUAUUCAAUCAAAUAUUAUUCAAUCCCAUUGUUCCAAUGUGGGACAGUGGAUUGUGUUUGUAUAACCUAUCUGUAUAUACUAUUUGUGAAUGUCACAGAAAAUAUAUAUAAGGAGAUUUUCCUUCAGUUUCUGAUACUUGGGAGUGCCUUCAUGGCUGUCACCCAGGAAUAAUUCCUACUUUUUUUUGAAAGCUCUAAUUUUGAGCAGUGACACGAUUGAGGGCAACCUACCAACCUUAUUGUCUUCUUUAAUCACAGUUUAUCCUGCUCUCCUGAAUGUCUGCUCCAACACCAUCCCAGAGCUUGCAGGUUGUGAAGUGAGGUGCCUAGUCACCUGGAGAUGCAGCUCUGCAGAUGAGGAGGAGGUGGCCACAGGUGGUCAUUAACCUGUUUUAUAAAUACCACUACUGCAAUCCAGUGCCAUUCAUAAACUGCUUGAGCUUUGCUUUCGUCCUUUUGUGAUUUAUGAUAUCGCUAGAUUACUAGCGAUGUGCAGGCGUACAUAUUGGGAUAGUGCUGGUAGACUAUGAUUGAUCCACGCCCCUUUAAGCACAUUGGAGCUCUGGCAAAGGUGCUUAGUAUCCUCACUGUUUUCCACCUUUGCAUCUUCUUUAUUUAAGAUCUUGUCAUGGGCAUUUAACUGAAUAGGUACCAGGAUGACUUGGAUUAUAGACCUUGAAUUGAAAGUACUCAAUUGGUCUUGAUAAGGACACUGAACAGGUACAUGAAUGGACUAGAUUACAGACACUGAAUUCAAAGGGUACUUGAAUAGCGUAGGUGAGGACACUGAUUUAUACAGGUACUUAAAUCAACUAGAUUAUAAAAUAUGGAAAUCAGUGGGUCAUUUUGUCAAUGAAACCCUACUCUGCUUUUGAGCCGUGUAAAGAGAACGCUCCAAUAUUGCUAUAUCUAAGCUAUCCGUUAAUAAUGCAUAGUUAUAAAUUAUAGAGCUUCAUUUGUAUCCAUAAAUAUUAAUCUAAGGUAAUAUUGUCAGCAUGUGGGGUUAUCAUCCUCUCAAUAGCAAACCCGUGUUUUAAAGAGUGACCAAAAAAUAGUCUCUUUGCUGAAGCACUGACUUAACACACAGUUUUAACAUAAGUGACUACGUUCAUGCUGUUUAAUUAUGGCAUUGCAGAAGUUAAAUUGUCUGGAACAAAUGGCACAACUUGCAUCCAUGUCAAAACGUUGUACUGUUGCCUCUUAUAUUUUUUACUUGGUGUGGCGAUAAUUGACUCUUCAAAGGGAAAACGCAAUGAACUAUUAAGUAUCGGCAGCAGUGCAUACAACUUCACCUAGGACCAUAGCUUCUCAUCCAUGGCUUUCUCACUAUGAGAACAUGGUGCUUCAAGUUUACAGUCUUUGCUGAUGGAAGUUAAGAUUGCACUUUCUUAUGGCAGUUUACUCUUGACAUAGGAAGCAUUUUAUUGAGAAACAUGUUUUAUAUUUACAAAGUUUGGAUAGUUUGGGACUGAGUCAGAAGCUUCAGAAUACAACUUUUAUACUUAACACUUAAGAGAUGCUGCACUGAUGUAUUAAUUAAUGUUACCCAGUUGAGGAGUAGAUUAUAGGUCAGCGGGAUAGGAGGCAAUGUAGGCCGUCAAACUAAAUCAGAACCUGCAACCCUAUCCAAGAACAUUUAAAUUACACACUAGGAAGAGGCUUCCAUGUAAACAAAUACAGGAAAUUGUGCCUUUUAAGUAACUGAACUAUAAAAAAGACUGAAUUUUAAUUAGGUUCCAUUGUUCCCUCAGAGGAUCAUUGGAUGUACAUAACACAUGCUGAUUGGUUCAUUCUUGCUCCCGAAAUAACUAUGCAUUAGAUUUUAAAACAAUUGAUCCCAGUACAGUAAAUAAGGGUAAUAACCUGCUAUGGAUGAAUGACAAUCUGCAAGAUGUAAUCUUCUGAGAAACAUAUCAAUAUUGUAAAAGGAAAAGAGAUGAAAGGAAACCCUGCAAUUCUGGAAAGAAGAAAAUUGCUAGAAAUCCAGUGCAAGAGUUAUUCAGUUUGGAAAACAGUAAAAUGUUUGUGUCUCAAUGAAAUAUGCGUUGGAUGGGUCAAAAUGAUGCUCUCUAUGCCUCACCCGUCCAAAACCAUCCAAGAAAUGUAUGCUUUACCCUGGCGUAGCUUUAGGAUACGUACAAAAAUUAAUUACAGUUACCCAACUGUCUGGCCAUUAUUGUGAACUUAAGUACAAGUUGUUCCUACUACUAGCCUUUUAAAGAGACAGUCCAACAUUUUGAAAAUAAGUUCACUCUUCCAAUAUUGCUACUUUCCUUAAGCCCUAAUGUCUGGAAGGUGUAGUACCACUACUGCUAAUCCAUUGUGGGUUGGCUGCAAUCACUUUUGAGUGAGUAGGGACAUUUACGCAGAUCACCCAAGAUCCCUACUGAUCAGGUGGGAAGCCUGAAGAACCCUCUGUAAAGAUCCCUCCAAAAAUGGUGUCGGUGCACAUUAUUUUCCAAAUUAAACUUUACUCUGCCCCAGAAGUGUGAAGUCGAAAGGCUCCCAGAGUUUUUAAACUCUAAAUUUAUUGGCAUCAAAAAUAUUUAACAAUUUAUUUUCAUCCUUCCAUUAUAACAAUUCCAGAUGAGUGAUCCCUACUGUGAUUUAUGAGUGAAGCUAUUUUUAAUGUCAUUUGGGAGAAUAUUUGUCUAUUGUACUGUUAAUUGGUCAGUGUUAUAAUGGCUGAUAAGAUUUUUAAAAAUGAAAUGGUAACAUUUACACAAUAAACAGAACAAUCCUGCUGUAA
Molecule: messenger RNA, 5460 nt
Organism: Carcharodon carcharias (great white shark)
Lineage: Eukaryota; Metazoa; Chordata; Chondrichthyes; Lamniformes; Lamnidae
Product: engulfment and cell motility protein 2
Exons: 22
Coding region: 166-2334 (722 amino acids)
Biological process (GO): cell motility; actin filament organization
Source: RefSeq, a predicted model, not a curated record